AUGGCUGGCAAAGGUGUGGCGGUGCCUAUUGCCAGUCGAGGGGAAGGCCUGCACCCUAUCGCCCAGGGCGCGCGCCUCGCGCGCGCCGAAAUCUCGACAAUCGGACUGCUCCAACAUCCGCGCAUCACCAGACCGCCCUUUGACUUCCUUUCGCUUUCGCCUCGCGGCCGGCCCGGCCGCCGCCGUCCCCCGCCAUCCUCGCGACUUCUCGUCCCCGACAUCCUCGCGACUUCGCGUCCCUACCAUCUUCGCGACUCCUCCUCGGUCGACCGCAUCCUAACGAUAUGCACGGCGCAAGAUUGGCCUGUUUAGCACGCAUAUGGCUUGCCAUGGCCUGCAUAAGCACGCACGCGCAAGAUUUGCCUGACCGCACGCGCCUCUGUUUGUUGUCACGCUGGGCUAUACUGAAGUAUAGGUGGCAUCGCACGCGCAAGGUCUUGUCGCGGCUCUGUUUGCCAGCGUGACCGUAAAGGCCCGACCUGCACCACGUUGGCAAACCGCGCAGCCUAUCGUUCGAUACGCAGAAAAACACACAAAGAGCACACCGGGUUGGAACUAGGCCCUCC
This is a messenger RNA of Gaeumannomyces tritici R3-111a-1, 566 nucleotides long. RefSeq lists its product as hypothetical. The record is from RefSeq and is a predicted model, not a curated record. The transcript has 2 exons. The coding region runs from base 1 to 312 and encodes 103 amino acids. NCBI's taxonomy places the organism in Eukaryota, Fungi, Ascomycota, Sordariomycetes, Magnaporthales, Magnaporthaceae.